UUCGUCUUGUCUUGAUUCGGUUUGGAAAGGGGGGGCAUUGACGGACGGUUCUAACUGGGCUUACCACUACACUCACUAUACCCAGUUGUGCAGCACAAGAUGGCGUUCAGUGGGUACACUUGUUUUAUCGUUUUCCUAUUUUCUUCCUUUUUGGGCUCAGGGUUGUUUUCGAGGCGUUUCUGGUGUUACUACCUUGCGAACGGCGUUCAAGGCUGUUGUUGUCGUUGGGAUAUGCAAAGUCCUGAAGUGAGGCUUCUGUCUCUGUCACUAAUGCAUCUUCACAUGGAUCUCUGUCCGUUUGCUUAUCAUGGUCAAGAGGUGUCUCAUAAUGUAUCUCUAUUUAUCUUUGUCUCGUGCAUGGGUCUUUUUAUCAUCGAGGCUUACUUUCACACAUGGCUUCACUAUCCGCAUUUCUAAAACCCUUGCUUCUCUCAGGUAUUCCUCUUGUUGUCUCUUCCACGUCAUCGUCACUCAUCGGCAUUUUCAGGUGAGAGUUU
This is a messenger RNA of Neurospora hispaniola, 497 nucleotides long. RefSeq lists its product as uncharacterized. The record is from RefSeq and is a predicted model, not a curated record. The transcript has a single exon. Bases 100 to 417 code for a protein of 105 amino acids. NCBI's taxonomy places the organism in Eukaryota, Fungi, Ascomycota, Sordariomycetes, Sordariales, Sordariaceae.